GAUUCUACUCUUAGCCUCAGCCUCAGCCUCACCUCACCUCACCUGCUCGUCGGCGCUAAGAAUUGCAGUGUUGUCCCGCGGUGACCUCUUGCCUAUUGCGUAAUGCCUGCUCCGCAUGGCGGGGCGUCAAGGCCGCUCUGUAUUACAAUCUCCAGUCUCUGCGGGCAGUCGAGCCAAGCUCGGUUGGAGUCUGCCUUGCACAUUCAAGCUCACGCGGUGGCCGUGUGCCUGGCUGCGUGUGGUCGUCACGAAACGAUUGAAUCAUUGUCACAAUACAGAUGUUCCUCGCGAGAUCGUUGCCUGAAAAGACAUGUAUAGGAAAGGUACUUUGCUUGUGGACUGUGAGAUUCAGAUACAGCGAGAUGCGUGGUUUGAUCUAGGCUACUUGCGCACUCGGUCA
Molecule: messenger RNA, 400 nt
Organism: Paraphaeosphaeria sporulosa
Lineage: Eukaryota; Fungi; Ascomycota; Dothideomycetes; Pleosporales; Didymosphaeriaceae
Exons: 1
Coding region: 103-318 (71 amino acids)
Source: RefSeq, a predicted model, not a curated record